AUGGAAGAGCGGCCGUCUUCCGACCAGGACCCGGGAGUGCAGUCUGCGACCCCACCAGAUACCCAAGAGACGCAAAAGAUUGAAAGGAUCGAAUCUGAGCUGACUCAAGAGUCGGGACGCGUCCGCGAUGAUGGACGAGUCACCGUGAAUCUAAAGUCCAAAAUUGCCAAAGCGUUCGCUCAAAUUGCCGAAGAACAAGCAGAACGCUUCGGGCGCCCCUCCACUGUGUUUCACGAGGCCGAAGCUGCCAUCCCGGUCUUUUGUGACGUAAAACUGAACAUCGUCAUUCAGAUCGUAGGAAGCCGUGGAGAUGUACAGCCCUUCAUCGCCCUGGGUAACGCCCUGCAAUCCCAUGGCCAUCGAGUCCGCAUCGCUACGCACGAUGUCUUUGCGGACUUCGUACGGAAAUCAUAUCUAGAAUUCUUCCCCAUUGGGGGCGAUCCCGCUAAACUCAUGGCGUACAUGGUCAAGAACCCUGGUCUCCUGCCACGGAUGGAAACAUUGCGUGACGGGGAAAUCAAGAAGAAGCAGGUAAUGGUCGGGGAAAUGUUAGAUGGAUGCUGGAGGUCAUGCAUCGAAGAUGACCCUAUCACGCAAGAACCAUUUGUCGCGGACGCGAUCAUCGCUAAUCCCCCCCAGUUUCGCCCAUGUCCAUUCACCAGUGUUUUCCCACAUCCUUUGGCGGACCUUACGGCAGGCGCUGAGAACGAGGAAGGCAAAGCAAACUGGGUAUCAUACGGGGUGGUAGAAUGGCUGACCUGGCAGGGGCUUGGCAAUGUGAUCAACAAAUGGAGAUCUUCGAUCGAUCUACCCCCAGUCCCAGCAACUGAAGGGCCUUGUUUAGCGGAGACCUUAGAGGUUCCGUUCACUUAUUGCUGGUCACCAGCAUUGGUGCCCCGGCCAUGGGAUUGGCCGGCUCACGUUGAUCUAGCGGACUUCUUACAAUCAGGCAACCCACCUGUGUACAUUGGCUUCGGCAGUAUUGUUGUCGACGACGCGGAGAAGUUGAUCAACACUGUUAUAUCGGCGGUCUCAAAAGCCGGGGUCCGCGCGGUCGUGUCCAAAGGUUGGAGUGAGUUAGCUGGGGCCUCCGAUCCAAACAUAUUCUACAUUGGCGACUGCCCGCACACAUGGCUAUUUCAGCACGUUGCCGCUGUGGUUCACCAUGGUGGAGCUGGAACGACGGCUUGCGGCCUUGUCAAUGGACGGCCGACUACCAUUGUGCCAUUCUUUGGCGAUCAACCUUUCUGGGGGAAAAUGGUCUCGAAAGCCGGAGCCGGCCCAGAUCCCAUCCCGCACGCGGAACUCACUGCAGAAAAUCUAGCAAACGCAAUGCAAUUCUGUCUCACACCGGAGGCCGCUGCCGCAGCGCAGGGUAUUGCCGCCAAGAUGCAGCAUGAGACUGGCGUGGCAACAGCUGUGAACUCGUUCCAUCGGAAUUUGCCCCUCGACCGAAUGCGCUGUAGUAUCAUGCCGAACCAGCCUGCUGUGUGGGAAUAUAAGAAAGGCAAACAGUCCCUCACUCUCUCCAAGGUAGCUGUCAAUAUUCUAGUGGAGAAUAAUAAGAUCGAGGUCAGCAGGCUUGAGCGGCACGCGAUCAAACCGAUCAUCAUCGAGAAUCGGCGAUGGGAUCCGUUGACUGGUGUCUUGUCCUCUUUGACUGGCACUGGUCUGGAUAUGGCAAAAUCAACACAGGAUAUGUUUCGAGAGCCAUACAGAGAGUACAAACGAGCUCGAUCUUCAAACUCACUUGAGAAGAGCGAAUCUGCAGGUUCGCCAAGCUCGGGUUCCAGCUCAGCGAAUCGGGACCCAUUUGAAACGUCUGGCAAUAUGGCAGGUGCUUCAUUGAAAGCCUUUGGGAAAUUCUCCGCAUCAUAUUUCAGAGGCAUGACGGUCGAUCUCCCGUACGCUGCAGCCGAGGGUUUCAGACGAGCACCUCAAUGGUACGGGGAGAAACCUAAGGACUACGGAACCGUUAGCGAUUGGAAAUCCGGCAUCAAGGUUGGAGGCAAGAACUUUGUGGGUGGUAUGACCAGCGGGAUUGCUGGAAUGAUCAAAGAACCUUUGAGAGGUGCUCUAGAAGAUGGAUCCGACGGUGCAACCAAGGGUCUGAUCAAAGGAGCGCUGGGAAUGGCCACAAAGAUGCCCUCUGGUGAGUCUCCUGGCCCUUCUCGUACACGACUAAAGAUCUUUGCUAACGCUGGUAUCAACUCUGUAGCCGGUAUCGGGCUCAUGGCGUAUCCUUUUCAGGGUAUCGCUAAGAGCAUAGAGGCUUCUUUCAGGACGAAGACUCCCAAGGCUAUUGCGGCUGCACGACUAAGAGAAGGGUUUGCUCUCACGGUUGGAAUGGAGAUUUCUCAAGAGGAGAAGGAAGAGAUACUGCAACUUUUCGAUGUUCUUCUUAGCUCAAUGGGUUGA
This is a messenger RNA of Penicillium chermesinum, 2418 nucleotides long. Its product is annotated as putative sterol glucosyltransferase. Gene Ontology annotation, molecular function: hexosyltransferase activity; UDP-glycosyltransferase activity. The transcript is spliced from 7 exons. Bases 1 to 2418 code for a protein of 805 amino acids. The record is from RefSeq and is a predicted model, not a curated record. Gene Ontology annotation, biological process: carbohydrate metabolic process. Lineage: Eukaryota; Fungi; Ascomycota; Eurotiomycetes; Eurotiales; Aspergillaceae.